Messenger RNA from Syngnathus typhle (broad-nosed pipefish), 2309 nucleotides. RefSeq names its product POC1 centriolar protein homolog B (Chlamydomonas), like (gene galnt4). Lineage: Eukaryota; Metazoa; Chordata; Actinopteri; Syngnathiformes; Syngnathidae. Gene Ontology annotation, cellular component: Golgi apparatus. The record is from RefSeq and is a predicted model, not a curated record. The coding region runs from base 194 to 1942 and encodes 582 amino acids. The transcript has 11 exons.
GUCUUGCCCCCGGCUAGCGUGACGAGGAACGCGGAGCAGCGAGAGGAUGUAGGCGACGUCUGCUGACAUCUGCACUCCAGCGGUUUAUUUCUCCCGGAGAACCGAGGACGGCAAACAACAACAACCGCGACAGCCACGGAAGGACGCCCGGACUCAUGCGACUGCUGGCCGAGGUUUUCCUCUCCUGGCUGCCAUGAGGGGGCGUUGCUCACACAAAGUGGGCGUGCUGGCCAAGGCCUUCUUCCUGCUGUGGCUGUUGUGGCUCGGGUAUCUCCUCCUCGUCCUCUCCCCCUCAUCGUCAUCACCUUCCUCGUCCUCCAGCGACACGCCGGACCCGGAGCGUGAGAAACGCCACAUCGCCGAGCCGGACCUGGCCGAGCUGGCCCGGCCCGUCUACGCCAAACCGCCGGCGGAUGACGGCGCCCCGGGGGAGUGGGGCCGGGCGACGGUCCUCAACCUGGGGCCGGAGGAGAAGACACAGGCGCAGGACAGCGUGGAGCGGUACGCCAUCAACAUCUUCGUCAGCGAAAAGAUUUCCCUCCACAGACACAUCAAGGACAACCGGAUGCCCGAGUGCCGCAGCAAGCAGUUUGACUACCGCCAUUUGCCCAGCACCUCUGUCAUCAUCGCCUUCUACAACGAAGCCUGGUCCACGCUACUCAGGACGGUCCACAGCGUCUUGGAGAGCACCCCCGACAUUCUGCUCAAGGAGGUGAUCCUGGUCGACGACUACAGCGACAGAGGCUACCUAAAAGCGCCGCUGGCCCAAUACCUGAGCGGCCUACAGCGCGUCCGUCUCAUCCGCACCACCAAGCGCGAGGGCCUGGUCCGGGCCCGUCUCAUCGGCGCCAGCUACUCGGCCGGCGACGUGCUCACCUUCCUGGAUUGCCACUGCGAGUGCGUCCCCGGCUGGAUCGAGCCCCUGCUGGAGAGGAUCGGGCAGAACCCCAACACCAUCGUGUGCCCCGUCAUCGACACUAUUGACUGGAACACCUUUGAGUUUUACAUGCAGCCUGAGGAGCCCAUGAUUGGGGGCUUUGACUGGAGGCUCACCUUCCAGUGGCACGCCGUGCCCGAGCGGGAACGCCGGCGCCGCAAGUCACGCAUCGAACCGCUCAGGUCCCCGACGAUGGCGGGCGGCUUGUUUGCCGUCAGCAAGGCCUACUUUAAGCGCCUGGGCACCUACGACACGGGCAUGGAGGUCUGGGGGGGCGAGAACCUGGAGCUCUCCUUUCGGGUGUGGCAGUGCGGCGGCAGCCUGGAGAUCCACCCUUGCUCCCACGUCGGCCACGUCUUCCCCAAGAAGGCGCCGUACGCUCGGCCCAACUUCCUGCAGAACACGGUGCGGGCGGCCGAGGUGUGGAUGGACGACUACAAGCAGCACUUCUACAAAAGGAACCCGCCUGCAAAAAAGGAGAACUACGGCGACGUUUCAGAGCGCUUGCAGCUCAGGGAGCGGCUACAGUGCAAGUCUUUCCAGUGGUACCUGAGCAACAUCUACCCGGACCUGCACAUACCCGAGGACAGGGCGGGAUGGCACGGCGCCUUGCGCAGCUCGGGAAUCCCUUCAGAGUGUCUGGACUACAACGCCCCGGAUCACAAUCCCACUGACUCAAACCUCUCGCUGUUCGGCUGUCACGGCCAGGGAGGCAACCAGUACUUUGAGUACACGUCCCGGAAGGAAAUCCGCUUCAACUCGGUGACGGAGCUGUGCGCCGAGGUGGCCGAGGGCCAGACGGCCGUCGGCAUGAGGCACUGCCCCAGCGACCGUGACGUCUCACCGGCCGCCAUCCUGUGGGACUUUCGAGACGACAAGAGGAUCUACCACCCUCAGUCGGACAAGUGCAUCACGGCCUACCGCACGCCAGAGGGCCGCGCUGACGUCCGCAUGAGGCCCUGCGAUCCGCUCGAUCAAAACCAGCAGUGGAAGUUUGAGUGGUAGACGCCCAAAGCCAAAGUGACUAUUGAGGGAUGAUUGGCCCCUUUUUAGUGCAUUUUUUCUCCCUGCAUGUGCUGCAGAGAUGGAGAAUGCUGACAUUUAGCCGCUGUGUAGCAUGGAAGUGCCUCAGGAAGUGUCAAGCUCACAAAGUGCCUGACUGCGUCACUCCAAAUCAUCAGAGUGCGCCACCUCAGGCAAAACCGUGUCGCCACAGACAAAAGGUUAUGUCCAUAAAUGGAAAAAAUCAACAUCUAAUUGAUGCACAUUAUAAAUGCAUUAUGACAAUAAUGCAUUAAUUUUAGUACUUUUGUAAAGCCCCCCCCCUCAAAAAUAAAUUCUGCCAAGAACUGCCCUAGCCCCCCCCCCCCCC